UGAACGCUGCUCACACCAAGUCCUGGGAUGGCAAGCUCUGAGCACUUGGACACAGUUGUGUCCUGUCCCAGGCAGACUGCAAGGAAUGGACCCUCCGCCACUACAUGCGGUGGUGGAGCCACCCCAAAGGCACUGGCCUUCUCCAUCGAAAGAAUCAUGGCUAAAAACUCAGAGCCCAGGAGCCCCAUAGAGCAAAGACAAAGCUUGGAGAAAGCAGAAGGCAAAAAGGCUGGGAAACUCUGCUCUCCCGUCCCGUGCAUGCUUCCAAUCCAGUCUUUUCCCUACGACUUGCAAGCUAAAGCUCUCCUGAACUAUUCGGAAGUAUGGAAGACUAAUCUGAGGGGGUCCCUGUGUACUUCUGCGGCUAUGUGUAAAUCAAACUGUGGGAUGUGCUGCAAAGACUUAACUUUAGGCCAUUCUAUGACGGCUACAGGCAGACUGAUCAAACCCCAAGUCAUAAACCAAACGCUGGCCAUGCCCGCCAACGGCUCCCUUUAUUAUUUCAACUAUCUGGACACGACCUACCACCCUUCAGAAUUGCUUCAUGGACACCACAUCUUCCCCUCUCACAUCCUGGGCUCCCAACCACCAGCCUCGCUCUCUGCUCACCAGAAACUACUUUUGUUGGAAAACGCUAAAUUUGCAAGUUUGGCUGCCGAGAAAUACCCAAGUCCGCAGUUUCCUCACAAAGAACGCAUCCCGGGACAGCUGGACCAAGUGAUCAAAGAGAACAGCGGCUUCCCAGUCGAGAAGAAUGUAGUGAAAGGCCAUCAGAAACUCAGCAACACUCAGAGUGACGGCAAACCCAAAAACUUCACCUGCGAAGUUUGCGGAAAGGUUUUUAAUGCACAUUAUAAUUUAACCCGCCAUAUGCCAGUGCACACCGGGGCCAGGCCGUUUGUGUGUAAGGUUUGUGGGAAAGGAUUUCGACAGGCUAGCACACUCUGCAGACACAAAAUAAUCCACACUCAGGAGAAACCUCACAAAUGUAACCAGUGCGGGAAAGCUUUUAACAGAAGCUCCACUCUGAACACUCACAUCCGGAUUCACGCCGGCUACAAACCCUUUGUUUGCGAGUUCUGUGGCAAAGGCUUUCACCAAAAAGGAAACUACAAGAAUCAUAAACUGACGCACAGUGGAGAAAAACAAUUUAAAUGUAAUAUCUGCAAUAAAGCCUUCCAUCAGAUCUAUAAUUUAACGUUUCAUAUGCACACUCACAACGACAAAAAGCCCUUUACCUGCGCCACUUGCGGGAAAGGAUUUUGCAGGAACUUUGACUUGAAGAAACACAUAAGAAAAUUACACGACAGUACGGCCCCGCCAAGUGAACCCCCAUCAAGGGGCGGCCAAAGUUAGUCACCAACUUCUAUCCUUUUUUUUG
Messenger RNA from Callorhinchus milii (elephant shark), 1381 nucleotides. It is a transcript of the gene fezf2, whose product is annotated as FEZ family zinc finger 2. Lineage: Eukaryota; Metazoa; Chordata; Chondrichthyes; Chimaeriformes; Callorhinchidae. The record is from RefSeq and is a predicted model, not a curated record. Gene Ontology annotation, cellular component: nucleus. Bases 28 to 1356 code for a protein of 442 amino acids. The transcript has 4 exons.